AUGCCCGACGUUUCUGUUGGUUCACAGAUAUUCGACAUUGUAUUUCACCCUGCGCAUUGCACUGCCUAUGCUGCGCUUUUAUCUGGCCAGGUCAAGGCUAUCACAUAUGACCAUCAAGGACGAAACAAGGAGUCGUUCUCCGUAUCGGUUUCACACCGGUCUUGUCGCGGACUAAGCAUAAACGGAGACGGGACCAAUAUAUACGUCGUAGGGAAGGGGAAGGCUCUCCAUACAAUCGAUACUACCACCGGGAGACACGCCCAGUCGCGAGCCAAAGCACACGAGCAAGCGGCUCCCAUCAACCGCGUGCGACAUUUGACAUCGUGGCUACUGUCCACAGGAGAUGACGACGGAGUUAUCAAGCUAUGGGAUCCAAGACAGAAAGAAUCUAUUCGAAAGUACACACAUCAUUUUGAUUAUAUCACGGAUUUUCUGUGGUUGGAUGAUAAGAAACAGCUAGUUGCUACGAGUGGCGAUGGAACGCUGUCAGUUAUAGAUGUCCGGUCGAAAAAUACUAAACCCAUAGCGCAGUCGGAGGAUCAAGAAGAUGAACUUCUGUCCAUUGUCGCAAUCAAAGGGUCUACCAAAUUCGUUGUAGGCACUCAAAUUGGGGUUUUGUCUAUUUUCAACCGAAGCAGUGGUUGGGGCGAUUGUGUUGACCGUAUUCCGGGGCACCCUCAUUCUGUUGACACAUUAUGUGCUUUACCUGAAUCAUUCACGGACAUUGAUGCCACCAGCACGAUCCUAACAGGGUCAUCCGAUGGUUUCGUGCGCGCAGUCCAGAUAUUUCCGACGAAAUUGCUGGGUGUCGUGGCAGAUCACGGUGAAUGGCCCGUUGAGAAGGUCGCUAUUGGCGACGGACAAAAUUUCUUGGAUCUCGAGGGUGAGGAUGAGCAGAUAGCGCCGGUGGCAAAAAAAUCAGACCAUGAUGAAAUUUUACCCGAUGCUCGGUGGUGGAUUGGAAGUGCUGGCCAUGACGAGACACUGAAGCUGACCAGUUUGCGGGGUUUUUUCAAUGGAGAUGAUGGAGAAGGCGAUGGAGAAGAUGAUAAAGGAAAGGAAAAAGGAGAGGGAGCGUUUGGGGGCAAUGACGCUGAGUCUGCUGAAGAUGAUGAGGAGGAGGAAGCAGAUAGUGGCGCAGAUAAUAAGGCCCAUCACUCUGGCUCCGCGGAUGAUGAUGACGAUUCAGAUUCGGAUUCUCCAGCUCCACCGACGAAAAGAAAACGGAAAAAGGAGGAAAACCCGCUGAUGGUAACGAAGCGUAAGAAAGGGAGGAACGAGGUUGAAGUCGAGGGCCGGUUUUUCGAUGACCUGUGA
Molecule: messenger RNA, 1317 nt
Organism: Guyanagaster necrorhizus
Lineage: Eukaryota; Fungi; Basidiomycota; Agaricomycetes; Agaricales; Physalacriaceae
Product: WD40 repeat-like protein
Exons: 7
Coding region: 1-1317 (438 amino acids)
Molecular function (GO): protein binding
Source: RefSeq, a predicted model, not a curated record